Camelus dromedarius (Arabian camel) is the source of this 3249-nucleotide messenger RNA. It is a transcript of the gene GJA5, whose product is annotated as gap junction protein alpha 5. Gene Ontology annotation, cellular component: connexin complex. Gene Ontology annotation, biological process: cell-cell signaling; heart development; atrial cardiac muscle cell to AV node cell communication by electrical coupling. The transcript has 2 exons. The record is from RefSeq and is a predicted model, not a curated record. Gene Ontology annotation, molecular function: gap junction channel activity involved in atrial cardiac muscle cell-AV node cell electrical coupling. Lineage: Eukaryota; Metazoa; Chordata; Mammalia; Artiodactyla; Camelidae. The coding region runs from base 192 to 1268 and encodes 358 amino acids.
AGGAAGGAGUGGGCGGAGGGAGGGUGACAGAUACGAUUGAAAAGAGGGUGGAAGAGGAGCAACUGACAGGCUCAAGAGCAGGAGGAGUGGGCAGCUGGGGACGAGGAGCCAGAGGGCCACGGAGCCGACGGAAACUCCAGGCAGGAGGGAGAGAGGAAGGAGUCUUGGUGUCUGUCUUCUCCUGGGCCAAGAUGGGUGACUGGAGCUUCCUGGGCGAGUUCCUGGAGGAAGUGCACAAGCACUCCACAGUGAUCGGCAAGGUCUGGCUCACCGUCCUCUUCAUUUUCCGCAUGCUGGUGCUGGGCACGGCUGCCGAGUCAUCCUGGGGGGACGAGCAGGCUGAUUUCCAGUGUGACACGAUUCAGCCCGGCUGCGAGAACGUCUGCUACGACCAAGCCUUCCCCAUCUCGCACAUCCGCUACUGGGUGCUGCAGAUCAUCUUCGUGUCCACGCCGUCCCUGGUGUACAUGGGCCACGCCAUGCACACGGUGCGCGUGCAGGAGAAGCGGAAGCUACGCGAGGCCGAGAGGGCCAAGGAGGUUCCGGGCGCCGGCUCUUACCAGUACCCAGUGGCCGAGAAGACAGAGCUGUCCUGCUGGGAAGAAGUGAAUGGAAGGAUCGUCCUCCAGGGAACCCUGCUCAACACCUACGUCUGCAGCAUCCUGAUCCGCACCACCAUGGAGGUGGCCUUCAUUGUGGGCCAGUACCUCCUCUAUGGGAUCUUCCUGGACACUCUGCAUGUCUGCCGCAGGAGUCCCUGCCCCCAUCCCGUCAACUGUUAUGUGUCCCGACCCACAGAGAAGAACGUCUUCAUCGUCUUUAUGCUGGCUGUGGCUGGACUGUCCCUUUUCCUCAGCCUUGCUGAACUCUACCACUUGGGCUGGAAAAAGAUCAGACAGCAGUUUGUCAAGUCCCGGCAGGGCAUGGCUGAGUGCCAGCUUCCCGGCCCUGCUGCUGGCAUGGUCCAGAGCUGCACGCCACCCCCCGACUUCAAUCAGUGCCUGGAGAAUGGCCCGGGGGGGAAAUUUUUCAGUCCAUUCAGUAACAAGAUGGCCUCCCAGCAGAACACAGACAACCUGGCCACCGAGCAGGUGCGAGGCCAGGAGCAGAUCCCUGGAGAAGGUUUCAUUCACAUCCGAUAUGCCCAGAAGCCUGAGGUACCCAACGGAGGCUCCCCGGGGCAUCGCCUCCCCCAUGGCUACCAGAGCGACAAACGCCGUCUCAGCAAGGCCAGCAGCAAGGCCAGGUCAGAUGACCUAUCAGUGUGACCAUCCAGGGUGGGGGGACCAGGACCAGCUGGGAACAAACGAGGCUCAGAGAGGGAAGAUGUGUCCCUUCUGACCCCAGCUCUCCCAUUCUCAUCACUGCUCUGCUCCUUCUGGGCCCUGGGUCUCAAUGGCAUUGCUCAUUUAUUCCAGAAGGUAUGACCAGGGCUUUGCGAGGUCUGUCAGAGACGUGGCUACGCACUCAGGUUGCUGUCCUUUCCCCAUCCUCUACCCAGUACACUCAGUGAAGCCUUUCAGGUGACUCGGUGAAUGGGACGGAGGAAGGGAAGAGGACCGUGGCAAUUCUGGCUUGGGAGGGACAUCCAGAGGGACAGGGUGACUCCCUACAUAGCAGCCCCAGAUCAGAUGGGCUCUCCAAGUCCCUGUGGCUCCCUUGGCCUGGUCACCCUUCCUCCUGCAACGAAGGAGCCCAAAGUUCCCAGCCAAUGGGAGUAAGAAUCAAGGAACUUGCAUUAGAAAUGCUCUUGAAUCUGUGGUCUCCUAGCACCAUGCCUUGGCUUGGUGGUGAGGUCACCACUGGCUGCUCUUACCUCUACCCAGUCUUACUUAAAAAGAGGUCCUUGAACUUGACCAGCAGCCUCAACUUUACAAGUGCCUUGGUAUCUUCCUCUGGCAAACUUCUCACCUUGGUGAAUCUGAAGCCUUUCCUUCUGCCAAGGUGUACAACCAGCCCACGGGGGUGAAAAUCUCCCCUGGGAAGUCACUGUGCACACGACUCCGCUGGAAUUCCUGCCACCACAUGCCGUCCUGCAGCUCUGUUACAGUUCAACCUGGUGACAGAAACCAUCCCUUGCCUUCCUCCCUUGGCUGUUCAUCCAGCGCUCCCCUAAAAAUCUUAUUGACCAGAAUGCCCAAGAAGCUGUCGCCCUCUCUCAGAAUCUGACCAGACCACCAGCCGUGGAGGCCAGUGGAGUGGUCCCAGUUCUUAUUAAAACAAAGAGGGCAUUGUGCUUCUCAGAUUCCCCUUGGGAAAAAAUAAUUCUGCUGUGAAGAUAAAAAUAAAAAAGAAGAGAAAAUACUGGAAAAUGCUUUUUCCUUCCUAUUUAUUCCCGUGCUGUCUGCCAACUUAGAGUGCCAAGAGGAAGUGUGAUGACAACUGUGGAGGCCCCAGAUCACUCCUUCCCCGGGGGAGGCAGCAGGGAAUCUCCGGCUCUCUUGGCAGGGUGCUUGUGCAAGAGCAGAGGGACUCCUGUGUCUCCCUGGUGCUCCUCAAGACACUGCGAAGAGCAGUGGGGACAGCAGGAAAGCCCUGCCUUGCCGGAGGCUGGCCUGGCUUCUCUAUGCAGUGCGUCCGUAACGGGUGGUUGCCAUUUUGGUUGAAGGUGAAGGAUGAUCAGAACUGGGUGCUGACACUUACAGGGAGAUGAUUGCUUUUUAAAAUGCACGUGUGUGUUUGUGGAUGUAUAUGUACGCUGAUAAGGUGGGUGAAGGGGAGGGGGUCCUGAAACGAGGACAAGAUACCUUAGGGACACUUGUGUCCUGCCUUUUCCUCCAGAUGCCCAGCAGAGGGGCCGAGCCUCACUGUUGUCAGUGCUGUCAACCUAAACAGGUAGACACAAGAGGUCGGGGCAGAGGGGGUUGAAGGCUCAUGGGAGGCUCAGCCUCUGCCCCACGUGUCCAUCUCCGGGCCCCUCCGCUGAUACUUGGAUGUAACUGGUGGGUGGAGAGAAGGGGGAGGGUAGACGGCUGGAGGAAACCGACUCAGAAGCCAUUUAGGGAAGAACUGGUCAUCCCAGGUCCCUGGAGGGGACACCUUUUAAUCUACUGUCUGGCACUGGCAUUAAGACUCUCUCUCCAAAAUGAAACAAAGAAGACUCUCCUUCCAUCUCUGAAGUGCAUUUGUUUUCUGAAAUGAGUGUUCUUGGAUUAGAAAUUCUCUGAGGUCAGACCUUGAUGAGGGGGCUUUCAGGAAGGGAAAAGGAAAUAACAUGUGUGGUUUGUCCUAAUAAAGUCAGGCCCUACA